UCACGAGGCGCGCGCAAACGCAAAGCCGACGCGAGAGCGAGCGGCCACCGCGCGCUAGUAGUAGUAGCGAGCCACUAUAGAUUUGGCUCCCGUAUAAAGGGUCGCUGAGACUUGCUUGUCGCUGGCAGUGGCAGCUGCCGAUCCGUCCGUCAAGGCACAGCGCAAGCACAGGCUCUCGCUCGUGGAGGCGAAUGGAGCUGGACAUGGGAGCGGGAGGAGGCGGUGGAGUAGUGGGAGGUGGGCGAGCGGAGGCGCACUACCGCGGGGUGAGGAAGCGGCCGUGGGGCCGGUACGCGGCGGAGAUCCGGGACCCGUGGAAGAAGACGCGGGUGUGGCUCGGCACCUACGACACGCCCGUCGAGGCCGCGCUCGCCUACGACCGCGCCGCCGUCGCGCUCCGCGGCGUCAAGGCGCGGACCAACUUCGGCAGCGGCAGCAGCGGUGGUGGUGGCGUCGGCGGGCACGGCCAUGGCCACAGCCACGCCCAGCUGCCGCAGCUUCACCACCGCAUGCACCCGCCGCGGCCGCCGCAGGGCCCUGGUCACUUCGGCGGGCUCGACAUCAGCCACCCUUCGCCGUGGCACUAUGUCUACUUCCCGGCGAGGGUGCAGGCGAUGGCGCCGGCGGCGGCUGGCCAUGUCGCGGCGCACGUCGCCGCGUCGCUGCCGUCGACGACGCUGGAGCUCCGGACGGGGCCGAGCGCCGGCGAGCUCCCGUUCGACCUCAACGAGCCGCCGCCGGCGCUGCUGUUCGGCUCGUGAUCUCGACACGUACGUGAGUAGAGCAUCACUGGGUAGUACUAGGACCAAGGAUCAAGCUUAGAGAUCACUAGUAGAUAGGGGUAACCGAUUAAUGUGGGAGUGGAGAGCACUGGUCCGGCUGUGUACAUACGUACUACUAUUUAAGGAAAGUUUAGCGUUCUCACAUUGCCCCUGUUCUUGUUUCCAUUUUAAGAACUUUUUAGCGUACA
Messenger RNA from Oryza sativa Japonica Group (Japanese rice), 970 nucleotides. RefSeq names its product ethylene-responsive transcription factor 12. Gene Ontology annotation, molecular function: DNA binding; DNA-binding transcription factor activity. Gene Ontology annotation, biological process: regulation of DNA-templated transcription. NCBI's taxonomy places the organism in Eukaryota, Viridiplantae, Streptophyta, Magnoliopsida, Poales, Poaceae. The record is from RefSeq and is a predicted model, not a curated record.